Molecule: messenger RNA, 2364 nt
Organism: Camelina sativa (false flax)
Lineage: Eukaryota; Viridiplantae; Streptophyta; Magnoliopsida; Brassicales; Brassicaceae
Product: putative ALA-interacting subunit 2
Cellular component (GO): endoplasmic reticulum; plasma membrane; Golgi apparatus
Source: RefSeq, a predicted model, not a curated record
CAAAAACAAAAAUCUAGAUCAGGAGAAUUUACCCAGAGAGAGAGAGAGCAAAAGAGAGAGAGAGAGAGGAAGAGACCAACGCGAUUUAUCGAUCCACCGGAGUUUUUGUCCCCUCCCCCGCCGCGAAAGAGAAUUAAUAUCGUCUUCCCGAUGUAUUGCUGAAGUAGUGAAGACAGUGGGGAUAAUAAUGAUGGAAGUGGAAGGGUCGAGCACUUCGAUGAAUCGUGCUUCUGAUCAAUCCUCCUCCUUACGAUCCAGACGAUCUAAAGCUCUGUAUCAGUUUAAGCAGCAGAAACUCCCAGCUUGUAAGCCAGUCUUAACACCAACGUCGGUUAUAACAGUGUUUCUACUGAUGGGUUUUGUUUUCAUUCCCAUUGGUCUCAUUACUCUUCGUGCUUCUCGUGAUGCUAUUGAAAUUAUAGACCGGUAUGAUGUUGAUUGCAUUCCUGAAGAAUAUAAAACCAAUAAAUUGUUGUAUAUAACUGAUUCAUCUAUCCCAAAGAAUUGUACGCGUUACUUGAAGGUACAAAAGUAUAUGAAAGCUCCAAUUUUUAUCUACUACCAGCUCGAUAACUACUAUCAAAACCACCGUCGGUAUGUAAAGAGUAGAAGUGAUCAGCAACUGUUACAUGGACUUGAGUAUAGCCACACAAGUUCUUGUGAACCCGAGGAGUCAGCUAAUGGCCUCCCGAUUGUUCCUUGUGGUUUGAUGGCUUGGAGUAUGUUCAAUGAUACAUUUGCGUUUGCUCGUGAAAGAACGAAACUGAAGGUGAGCCGGAAUAACAUUUCGUGGAAAAGUGACCGUGAGCACAAGUUUGGAAAGAAUGUGUAUCCUCUCAAUUUCCAGAAUGGAACUUUGAUUGGUGGAGCAAAGUUAGAUCCGAAAAUUCCACUAAGUGACCAAGAGGACUUUAUCGUGUGGAUGCGAGCAGCUGCGUUGCUAAGCUUCCGGAAGUUAUAUGGAAGAAUUGAAGAGGACUUGGAACCUGGAAACGUUGUUGAAGUAAAUUUGAUGAACAAUUACAACACUUACAGCUUUAGUGGGCAGAAGAAGCUUAUUCUAUCCACAUCAAAUUGGUUAGGAGGAAGAAAUGAUUUCCUCGGCAUCACCUAUAUUGUCGUUGGUUCUUCUUCCAUAGUCAUAUCCAUCAUCUUCAUGCUGCUCCAUUUGAAAAAUCCGAGGCCUUAUGGGGAUAAUUCUUGGAACAAGAAAAGCCUUUCAAGUUGAGAAGCUCUUACAUUCUUACUCUGACAGAUUCCGAUUCCAGGUUCAUAUAUAUUCCUACCUACUCAAGAGCUGUAAUUUGUCACUAUAUAUAUGAUCAUCUAGAUAAAAGGAGUACGUAACCUAUCUGUGAGCCUAUAGUUCUAGAAAACUGAGAGAAGGUUCCUCCGUUCUCUCUAUGAUCCUUGUGUUCGGGUUCUAAAGAUUAAAUGAAAAGAUAAUUGUUUGACCCUUCUUUUACUCUUAAACCUCUAAUGUGAUGGGUUUAAUUGGGUAUAUCUGUUUUUAGAGCCUCUAAGUUUAGCAAAUCUAAGAAAAGCAUUAUAGAGAAUGCAUCAGUGGCGCUCUGCAAACCUUACAUUUAUUUUCUUCUCAAUUUUCCAUAUUUGCACCACCUGAAGUCUCUCUAUAUAGCCUCUCCCAUUUGUAUUCUCCACAUCAUAUGCACCUCUAAGUUCUCCCAUUGAAAGAUCUUUCAUUCAUCAAGUCAAAAGCAUCUUUCAAUCUUCCUCUGCCCUCCUCACUCGUAAAAGAUCCAUUUUUUUCUUUCUCAAACUAAACCCGUGUUUUUCCUUCUGCUGCAUCGGAUUGUUGUCGGCGAAAAGAGAACUGGGUGAAAGAAAAAAAAAUGGCCAAGGAAAUGAGGUUUGUUCAAACAUGGGGAGAGGUAGCACCAAGGCUUAUUGCAUCUCACCAGAAACAACAACAACAAUUCUCAAACUUGCCAAAGCUUGAGACGAUUUUCGAAGAAGGAUGUUGCGUUGAUAGUCUUUCUGUUAGGGCGCCGAAGCGGAUUGUAAUCUUUCUUCCUCUUGCACUCUCAAUGAUUUUGUACAGGUGUUGCACAAGAGUAUCAUAGGUUAUUGAUUUGACUUUGUCUAUUGGUAUUGAGACUUUUGAAUCUGUGAUGAUGAGAAGAAGAGAAUGUUCAGGACGAUAUACAAGAGAGAUUGGAAAUGUUGUUGAUGAUGCAAAGUUAAGGACAAAAUCUCUAUGCGAAAUUAGGUCAAGAGAGAGUUGAAAUUGAAUUGUCUGUGUUUUUUCUUUCCAGGAUUUGUAAUCUGAUUGCUGAUUCUGAUUUAUUCAAUUGAAUAAACUCUGAUGAGUUCUAGACAAAUACAAGCUUUAGUUCAGUUUUU